Messenger RNA from Sclerotinia borealis F-4128, 2160 nucleotides. NCBI's taxonomy places the organism in Eukaryota, Fungi, Ascomycota, Leotiomycetes, Helotiales, Sclerotiniaceae. The record is from the annotation of a GenBank genome assembly.
AUGGCGAGACAUUCGUCGCAACAAGACUUGCAAAUUGCAGUGAUAACCUCGGAAGAUCUGCAUCGAAACAGAAGCAACAUUAGUGUGGGUGGUGUCAGCAUCGUUCAAUUGAGUUAUUUGAGUGAACGUGAGGCUGUUGGUAAUCCCUCAAAGGAAUUCACGAAAUUUCCAGAAGACAAAGAUUUGUUGAGUCGAUUCCAAGUAGCUUGUAUCAUAGUAAAUCGCAUGAUAGGAACUGGGAUCUUCGAAUCUCCAACGACUAUUAUACAACAAGAUCGGAACAUUGGGGGCAGUCUCAUCCUCUGGAGCUUGGGAUUUAUAGCCAGCAUGGCUGGCACAUUGAUGUACGUCGAGUAUGGCCUUACGAUUCCACGGCGCAAGAUGGCUGGCGCGGUUCAAGCUGUUCCAAGAAGUGGUGGUGAACUAAACUACCUUAAGUUCCUGGCUAAACGUCCUAAAUACAUGGCUAUCUGCACUUUUGGCUUCAUAUUCAUACUGGUUGGAAAUUCUGCCGCCAACUGUGUGUCAUUUGGAGUCCAUGUUCUCGCAGCAGCAGGAAUCAACGAUCCACGAAAAGGUACAGUGCAGGGAAUUGCGCUCGGUGCCGCUUGGCUUGUUAGUUUGUUGCAUGCACUAGGCAGAAUGUUCGGUGUUCACUUGAACAGUGCUUUUGCUGUCACCAAGGUGUCAAUGCUUUUAAUGAUCAUAAUCUUGGGUUUUAUGGUCCUAAACAAUCAUACUGAACACCUUCACCGAGACCCACUGUCAUACACAAAUCUCAACCGGAAGACCAGUUUCAAAGAACUUGGGACAGGAGAUCAUGCUGGUGGAUUCGCAGCCUCAUACUUGAAUAUCAUUUUUACAUGCGGAGGGUGGAACCAAGCGAACUAUAUGAUAGUGGUACCCAUACCAAAGGAUGGGAAUUUUACCAGUGGUAAAUCAGUGGUGGAGGAAUUUUUCAGGCUGACAAUUGGCCAAGCUUGGAAUGAGGGGCGCUCAAUUCAGCUUAUGGAUGCAUGUCUAGCAGUCUCGAGUUUGGGUAAUGUCAUCGUCACUACCUUUACCGCAGCUCGUGUCAAGCAGGAAAUUGCGAAAGAAGGGAUACUUCCCUUCUCUUUAGUCUUUGCUAAGAAUGUGAACAUCAUUGAAUGGGCGAUCAAGAAAUUCAAACGUUCGGAACAGGUUGCAGAGCCAGUUGAGACCGAAGGAAACACCCCAGAGCGAGCCAAAAUCGAGCCAAUACCGUUCCCUGCUCUUGUGCUUCAUUGUGUAUUUUCCACGAUCCUAAUUCUUGCAUCAAUCUGCGUUCCUCAGUCGAAGGAUGCUUAUCCAUUACUUGUUAGUAUUUACACGUAUCCGAUUGAUGCAAUGGUUGCAAUAAGUCUCAGCCUUGGAAUUAUUUGGAUGCGCUCAACAAGGUCUUCUGGAUGGAAUACAUACUCAACCUCUAAUCGAUGGUUCAGCCUCGCAACAGCUAUUGUUGUUUUCGUUGCCAAUGUAUUCCCCGUGGUCGCGUUAUGGAUUCCCGAAGCUCUCGGUAGCUCCGUGCCUUGGUAUAUUGUUCCUACAAUAGGAUGUUCGUUGCUCUUAGGUGGCGUUGUUUAUUGUCUGAUCUUUCGUUUCGCGGUUCCUUUGUUUUUGGGUGGUGCUGUGUUGGAGGUUAUAAGAGACCCAGUCAUUGGCAUCGAUGGCGAAGGAAACUCUGUACAACUCGGCGAGAUGGUCUAUCAUAAGUGGUCAGUGCCUGAAGAUGCAGAUCUGCCGUAUCACAAUGGACAUGAUGCUGAGAUCGAGCCAAGGAGCUCCAUUGAUAUGAGUAUCGUCGAUAUUGCCACCAUCCACGUUGGCAACCGCAAAGGAUAUUUCGACGCAAAUCUAGCUACUCUAGCCAAUUCAGAUUACUCAACCUACAUCGUGGAUUUCACAUUUGCGAGCUAUGGUGUUGAUGUACCUGCAUCUAUUGAGGUGUUGAUGUCGAAGAAGGCAGAUUCUUCUGUAAGUGAUCUUACGACGGUUGUCUUAGCGGGUUUGAAGUUACUGAAGAAUGAUCAUGAUACAUCCAGUGCCGCUAUGGUUGCAAAGCUUGCGACGUAUGUUAUUCCUAUGGCAAAUUGGAUGAUUGCAAUGAUCGAAGAUGCGUUGCCGAGUGGCAUUGACUAG